AUGAAUUCUCUUACUAAUUUUAUUAAAUUUGCUGAUAUUUAUGGAUAGAGAGUUCAAAUGAACUUUUCAAAGUAGCCAAUAUAUAAAACAGUAUAUGGAGGUUUAAUUACCUUGAUUAUAGGCGGUUGUUUUAUAGCAGGUUGUUACUUUUUUGGAUGCAUACUUUUUAAUAGGCUUAAUCCUUCAGUCAUUACUUCAGAAAGAUCUGUUACGUCUGCUGCUAGAAUAAAUAUCACUGAAUCUAAUAUCGUUGCAAUGUUUGGUGUUUCUAAUGGUGCAUCCUAGAUCUGGUCAGAUCCAACUAUAUUUAGAGUGUAUGCUGUCUAACAAAUUAUGCAGAUAACAAACAGCACAGAUUCAGGUUUGUAACUUAGAUAAUUAAUUUCUUACAACAAAACUAUGAAAACGUGUGAUGAAACAGAUAUAGGAAUAUCUGAAGUCAAGCCAUAUUUUAAUGAACUAAACUUAACUAAUUUAUACUGCUUUGAGUAAGGCUAAGAUAUCUUCAUGGAAGGAGAUUUCGAUGCUUAAAGAUUUGCCUAAGUGUUUGUGUAUGUAGAGAAAUGCUCAAAUGGGACUGUACCGAAUGUUGUAUGUAAGCCUAUAGAUGUUAUUAACUAGAAAUUGCAGCUUAGCAAAAUAUAGAUGUACUUGUCUAAUACUAUAGUUGAUCCUUUGAAUUUUGAGGAACCUUUUUCUUCUAAAGGCAUGAAUCUAUAUACACAAACGUCUUCAAAUUUUCCAAAAGAAGUUCAACUUUACUUCACAAAUUAAUAUAUUUAAGAUGAUGUUGGCUUUAUGUUUAGCUAAGUAGAAGAAAAACACAGCUUUGUAUAUACAAUAUAGCAAGAAACUACUUUUUUUAGUAAUUACAAUGUGCUUGUUCGUGUUUUGAUGAGACUACAAAAGCAAAAAGAAAAUCUUAUGUAAAGGAGAUACUAGAAAUUUUAGGAUGUUGUUGCUUAGAUUGGAGGUCUCAUGAAAUUGCUGACUACAAUUGGCUCAAUAAUUACUUAUCGCUUUACAUAGCUAUACUUAUUUAAAGCUAUAGGUGAUGAGAUAUUAAUCUAUGAUGAUGCUAACAUUUAGAAAACUAAAAUGGAAAAAAAUAACACUUCAAAAUCUAAAAAGAAGAAAAACAGUGAUAUUAAAUAUAAAGUGAAUUCUUCUUAGGAAAAUGUAGAUAAAAUCAAAAGUCCUACUAGUAAUAAGUCAUAAGAAACUAAUAAUUAAAAAAAUAAUAAUUAAGAAGGUCAGUAGUAACUAGAUGGUUUUACUUCUAAAAUUUACAAUUUAGAGCAAAAGAAAAGUAAAUUUGAAAAAACUGCUUCGUUUGAAUUAUCUAAUUCGCCAAAAAAUCAAUUAGAAAAAUCAAAAUUUUAACUGACAAUAAUUUAAUCUCAGAAAUUUUUCAAGGUAAUUUAAAAUAGCAUUUAAUACAAUUUUAUUGAUUACUUUAAGUAGUUGUUUGCAAAAGUGUUGCAAACAAAUGACUUCAGAGCAAAGCUAGUCCAAAAGGGUAUGUAGAUAAUAGAAUAGCAGCUUGAUAUUGUCUAUGUUAUAAAUAAGCUAAACGAAAUAGAUAAGCUCAAGACAGUUAUUUUCAAUAGAGAUUAGUUAAAAAUAUUUGAUUGUAUUCCUAAGCCUAUAAUUUCUGAUGAUUACUUAUUCAGUGAUCAAUUAAAUAUUUCUCCCCCAAAAAAUUAAAAUAGAGAAAGAUAAGAUAGUGUGUAGUCUACACAGAUGCCGCAUGGUAAAGAUAAUAUGGUCUACUACAACAUUUAAAAAGCAAAAAGUGAAGAAUAAAAAAUACAAGAUGCCAUUUAUGGGCUCUAAAAUAUACUGAAUAGCCAGCAACUGACAAAAAUUGAUAAGAAACUUUUAUAAAUAAUUGAUCCAAAACUACUUUAGAAUUAUUAGCCUGAUAAAUAUAAUGUGGCGUAAGAUCAAAAUAGAUUAGAAAAUAGCUCCAGGUAUUAAGAUGAUUCCGUUUUUGAGUCUCAUAAUCAUGUUUUGCAAAAGCUAAAUAACUCUAACUAAAUGGCCAAUGAGCAAUUAAAGAUUAAAAAAUACCUAAGUGAGAGUUUAAGCCGUUUUUCCCCAGUGUCAUAAUAAGCUAAAAAUAUAUCUAUUUAAUAAGAUUCUAAAAUCAUACAGCCAUCUUAAUUUAUUUAAGAUUCAAUAAAGCAAUCCUCUGUUUUCAGUGAUGAUUAAAGUAUUAAAUUAAACUGUGAAUCUAGGAUUGAUGAAUAAAUUAAUUGCUUAGACAUAGAAUCUUCCGAGAGAAGACACUUAAAUGUAAAUGCAAGCUAAUAUAACCCAUAUCUUCAAAUAUAGGCAACAACUCUUGAAUCUAUAGCCCAAAAAUCCAAACGCACUAAGAAGAUUAAAAAGCCAGAUAACACUAAUAAGUGA
Molecule: messenger RNA, 2415 nt
Organism: Tetrahymena thermophila SB210
Lineage: Eukaryota; Ciliophora; Oligohymenophorea; Hymenostomatida; Tetrahymenidae
Product: transmembrane protein, putative
Exons: 2
Biological process (GO): reciprocal meiotic recombination
Cellular component (GO): nucleus
Molecular function (GO): double-stranded DNA binding
Source: RefSeq, a predicted model, not a curated record